Molecule: messenger RNA, 1549 nt
Organism: Impatiens glandulifera
Lineage: Eukaryota; Viridiplantae; Streptophyta; Magnoliopsida; Ericales; Balsaminaceae
Product: mannan endo-1,4-beta-mannosidase 2-like
Exons: 5
Coding region: 228-1547 (439 amino acids)
Molecular function (GO): hydrolase activity, hydrolyzing O-glycosyl compounds
Source: RefSeq, a predicted model, not a curated record
CAUGAGCUGACAUGGUAGAGACUGAUUCGGCGGGACAAAAAGAAAUUGAAGAAAAGCCCGAGAAAAAAAGAGAGAUUUUAUUAAUUCCCAACUCAAUUUUUGAAAUUGAAGAAGAAGAAGAAGAAGAAGGUGAAGUUCUUCUCUGUCAUUUGAAGAAAAGAAUCUCACCAGUUUGGUAGAACAGAUCUAGAAGAUUACAUUGUGGGUUUUCUAUCUUUCAUCAAAUCAUGGUUAGAUCAUCAGUAAGAAGAAUGAUAUCAUCAAGAAAUGAUCUAGUUUACCCAGUUCUCGGUUUUGCAUCCUUGUUUGCAUUUCUUUACAUGUCAUUUGGCCAUCUGUUCAAUCUGCAAAAUGGGGAAAACAGUUUUAGUUUUGUGCAGAGAAAUGGUACCCAUUUCACUUCCGAUGGUACAAUAUUCUAUGUCAAUGGAUGGAAUUCUUACUGGUUAAUGGAACAUGCUGUAGAAGAUAAAAGUAGACCUAGGGUAAGAGAAAUGAUGCAACAAGGUGCUAAGAUGGGUUUAACAGUUUGUAGAACAUGGGCUUUCAAUGAUGGUGCAUAUAAUGCUCUUCAGAUUUCACCUGGAAAAUUUGAUGAACGUGUUUUCAAGGCAUUGGAUCAUGUAAUUGCAGAGGCUAGACGAGAAGGAAUUAGGCUUUUGUUAUCUUUGGUUAACAAUUUGCAUGCUUAUGGUGGAAAGAGACAGUAUGUUCAUUGGGCUUGGGAAGAAGGUGUUGGUUUAAGCUCUUCAAAUGAUUCAUUCUUCUUUGAUCCAUCCAUUAGGCAAUAUUUCAAAUCCUAUGUUAAGACUAUACUUACUAGGAAGAACACUGUAACUGGAAUUGAAUAUAGGAAUGAUCCAACUAUCUUUGCAUGGGAGUUAAUCAACGAACCCCGAUGCACAUCUGAUCCAUCAGGCGAUACUCUCCAGGACUGGAUAGAGGAUAUGUCUGCUUUCGUGAAGUCAAUUGACAAGAAUCACCUCUUGACAAUAGGGCAUGAAGGGUUCUAUGGUCCUAAAAGUCCUAAAGCAUCAACUGUCAAUCCAGGCGGUUGGGCUACAGAACUCGGUUCAGAUUUCAUUCGUAACUCGAUCAUACCAGCAAUUGAUUUUGCCUCAGUACAUAUCUAUCCUGACCAAUGGUUUAAUUAUGAGCUAGAUCUUGAGGCGAAGCUGAAAUUUACGUCGAAAUGGAUGCUUUCUCAUAUUGAAGACGGUGACAAAGAGCUAAAGAAACCUGUUUUCUUCACUGAGUUUGGGAUGUCAAAUCUGAGCAAGGGUUUUAACCCGUCUCAACGAGAUAAGUUAUACAAAACUGUGACCAACAUUAUUUACAAAUCUGCGAAAAAGAAGACAUCUGGUGCAGGUUCUCUAUUCUGGCAGUUCUUGGUCGGGGGAAUAGAGGAGUACAAUGAUGAUUUCGGCAUUAUUCCUUGGAAAAGCCCGUCGACUAACAGGCUAAUUGGAAAACAAUCGUGUCGAUUGGCAGCAGUUCAUGGAGCAUUACCUUCACAAAGGAAAUACCUGAAACAACUGUGUUUGUAGAA